Messenger RNA from Camponotus floridanus (Florida carpenter ant), 868 nucleotides. RefSeq names its product translation initiation factor IF-2-like. The coding region runs from base 2 to 868 and encodes 288 amino acids. Lineage: Eukaryota; Metazoa; Arthropoda; Insecta; Hymenoptera; Formicidae. The transcript is spliced from 4 exons. The record is from RefSeq and is a predicted model, not a curated record.
CAUGAUGAACACACGAAGAAGUGAACCAAGAGAGAGAAUAAGAAAUGUUCUCUCUCCGCUUGUAUCCGCAAAAGGGCGGGAAGCAAACUCGGAGGUGAAUCGUCGCAAAUCAACAUCCACGACGGUGCCAACAGCAACGGCGACGAUGCAAAAGUCUACGGAGUCAAAGACACCAUCAACUAAAUACGACGGCGACAAUAUGACGGCGACAAUGCAAAGAGCUACAAUGACAGAGCCUAUGUCAUCAGGGGCGACAACGGCGACGACUUAUGAAAAUAUAAAAGAAAAUGUACAUACAGAUAUGAAAAGAAUUAAUCAAGUCGUGCGUCGGGAAGUCGCCAAAGAAAGGAAAAAAAUAAAAAGAGAAGAAUUUCUACGGCGAAAAGCGAAAUACACGACACGUAUUCCACCGAUACCUGCACCGCCUGUUUAUGUGGCACCAUCGCCAAUACCAACAUCGCUUUAUGUACCAACUUACGCACCAUUGACUUAUGCAGCGCCGUUUACAUGCGCACCACCGACUUAUGCAGCACCGGCUCACCCACAACCACCGCCUUACGCAGCACCGGCUUACCCACAACCACCGGCUUACGCAGCACCGGCUCACCCACAACCACCGCCUUACGCAGCACCGGCUUACCCACAACCACCGGCUUACGCAGCACCGGCUCACCCACAACCACUGCCUUACGGAACUCCAAACAUGGAUUCCAGAGCCAGAAGACUAAUUGCAAUAGUAAUACUCCUAAUAAUGCAGUUUCUUCAAACGUUCGGAAUAAUAGGAUACGAUUGUGGAUCAUCAUCGGCGAAUCUAACGACCUUAUCUUUAUUAAAUAUAGAAGAAGGACAUCCCUCAAAAACAAGUUAA